AUGGCUGGACCCAAAAAAAUGACGCUGCGAGUGCAGUCGGCGGAAGGCACGGUACGUGUGGAUAUGGUGGACUCGGACGUGACGGCGCAGCUGUUCGAGCGUGUACAUGACGAGAUGAACCUGUCAAGUUUCGCUUUCGCGUUGUUCCGCGACCGUGCUCGCCGCGAAGAGGUCGUUUCCAGCAAGUCACGGCGUCUUCGUGACCUGGGCUUGCAGCAUGGUGACAUGCUCUACCUUACGCCCGUCAACGGAGCUGUGCUCUUUGAACAGCCCACAACUAGUGCAGAGACCACCAACAAGCAGUCGGCAACAACUGUGGUGCAGGCAGGUCCCUCUACAUCGACAAGCAAUGCUGCACCACGGACUGUGGCCCCUGUGCCUGAGGAUGACGUAGACCUAUUGCUUUUCCAGUCCUCUGGAAAUAUUCAGAGACAACGAGAUGAGAAAUUAUGUCGACACAACUCCAAGGGUUGCUGUGUGCACUGCUCGCCACUAGAGCCGUGGGACGAGAAUUACCUGCGAGAGCACAACAUAAAGCACAUAUCUUUUCACUCUUACUUGCGCAAGAUCACAUCUGGCAAAUUCAUCUCACUUGAAGAACUCUCGUGUAAAAUUAAACCAGGGUGUAAGGAGCACCCGCCGUGGCCGCGCGGCAUCUGCUCGGCGUGCCAGCCGAGCGCGGUGACGCUAAACCGGCAGGUGUACCGGCACGUGGACAACGUCCUCGUGGAGCACCCGGCCUUGGUGGAACGCUUCCUGGCCUAUUGGCGUGCCACGGGACACCAGCGCAUCGCGUUCCUGUACGGCCGCUAUGAGAGCCACCCCGACGUACCGCUCGGUAUCCGCGCCCGCGUGACCGCGAUCUACGAGCCCCCGCAGACAGGGUCUCGCGACUUAGUGGUAUUGCAAACAGAUCCCAAAGAACAAGUUCUCGAAGAACUGGCGAAGCGUUUGGGCCUGCGUCGCGUAGGCUGGAUCUUCACUGACUUGCUGCCCGAUGACGUCGCCAAGGGCACCGUUAAACAAAUCAGGGGCGUAGAUACGCACUUCCUAUCUGCGCAAGAGUGUAUCAUGGCGGGCCACUAUCAGAACCUUCACCCGAACGCUUGUCGGUACGCCGCCUCGGGUACCUUCGGAUCUAAAUUCGUCACCGUCUGCGUCACCGGUGACCAGCAACAGCAGGUGGUGCUGGAGGGCUACCAGGUGUCGGGGCAGUGCGCGGCGCUGGUGCGCGACGGCAUCCUGCUGCCCACGCGCGAUGCGCCUGACCUCGGCUACAUCCGCGACUCCAGUGACGCGCAGUACGUGCCCGACGUCUACUACAAGGAGCGCGAUGUGUACGGCAACGAGGUGGGCGUGUCGGCCAAGCGGUUGCCAGUGGCGUACCUCCUGGUGGACGUGCCGUGCGGCGUAGCGAGUGCGGCCAGCUCUACCUUCGCGCCCACCGCCGCCUUCCCGCCCGCCAACCGCCCCCUUCACGACCAACUGCAAACACUGCGCGCGUUGCACGACCACAUCCAAGCUGCACCCUCGUUCCUUGAAGCGAUGUCUGACCUACACGUGCUGCUGUACCUGGCGACGAACGAGGCGCUGCCGCUGAGCAUGGAGACGCUGCAGCCGCUGCUGGACGCGGUGGCCAGCUGCGACGCGAGCGCGGCGUCCGCGUGGCGCGCCACGCCGCAGUUCGCCACGCUGGAGCACCUGUGCUUCGCGGCGGCCGACCACGAGCCGCCGCCCGCCGACGCGCCCAACGCGCAGGCGCUGUGGACCUGCCCGCUCUGCACCUUCCACAACGCGGCGCGUCGCGACGCCUGCGAGAUGUGCGCAAUGCCCAGGAAUAACGCAAUGUAAAUACCACGACACAGGAGACGCAAUCUAAUGUUUAUAAGGAGAGGGAAGCACCGCGGCCGCCGCCGCCAGCGUCCGCCACGCCAGCGGCAGCGGCGGUGGCGCCUCGGCUCGGUGCAGUACGUAGAAUAAGAAGAACGCCUUCUCGACCUGCCGGUGAAAGCGACGAGGCAUUUUCUAUGGGACAUUUCCAGUUUUAAUACACCGCGGCCAAUGUAAAAUUCGCGACAAAUGUGAUGUUCGCUAGAGUGUACCUACGUUAUAUUUAUUUAUUGUAAAUCGUAUUAAAUAUACCAUACGGGCGCCGCCGCAGCCAAACGCCGGCGUCAGCGGCGCGUAGGGCAAAACCUUUUAUAUAAUGAGAACUGAAAUACAGUGUGCGAUGU
Messenger RNA from Hyposmocoma kahamanoa, 2234 nucleotides. RefSeq names its product nuclear protein localization protein 4 homolog (gene Npl4). Bases 1 to 1851 code for a protein of 616 amino acids. Gene Ontology annotation, molecular function: ubiquitin protein ligase binding; ubiquitin binding. The record is from RefSeq and is a predicted model, not a curated record. Gene Ontology annotation, biological process: ubiquitin-dependent protein catabolic process. Lineage: Eukaryota; Metazoa; Arthropoda; Insecta; Lepidoptera; Cosmopterigidae. Gene Ontology annotation, cellular component: nucleus. The transcript has 11 exons.